ACAAUCACCGCUGUCGGUAGUGUCGUAAGAUUUUGUGUUAUAGAAAAAAAAUCCACUCUUUUUCUGCAAAACCGGCAGCUUUACAAUGUCGUUCGACUUAAAGAACGAAUCGGACGUCAAGGAGUACCUGGAGAAACUGGGCAUCGAAUAUCGAUUCGGAUGCUACUCGGAGAAAAAAGCGGACGUUUGCCAUCUUCUCGGUGACUAUCUGGAGGGCAUCAAGAAGGAUUUCGAUAAAGCAGCCAAAGUGUACCGGUCCAACUGCGACGACUAUGGGUAUGCGAAAAGUUGCCUCAAGUACGGGAACUAUAGCUUCCUGGGCAAAGGACGUGCCUCGGACAAGGGUGACCCUGUGAAAGCAUACCAAUACUACGAAAAGGGAUGCCAACUCAACGAUCCGGAUGCUUGUUUACAUUCCGGACUGCUGCUGGUUUCGAAGUCGAUACCCAAGGACAUGAAGCGGGACGUACCGAAGGCAUUUGAGUAUCUGAAGAAGGCGUGCGGAAUGAACAAUGCCAAUGCUUGCUUCUAUCUUUCGGGUAUGCACAUUUCCGGUGUGUUGAAGGAUGAAUACAACACAGCCAAGGUGAAGGAAGAGCUGGAAAAGAAGGAGAAAACUUCGCCGGGCAGGGCAUCAUCGCUACCGGAUGGGGCGUACGUAGUGGAGAGGGAUAUGCACAAAGCUUUCGAGUUUGCCUACAAAGCGUGCGAGCUGCGAAACAUGUAUGCCUGUGCCAAUCUUAGUCAAAUGUACGCCAAAGGGGAUGGAACGGCAAAGGACGAGAAGAGUGCGGAAAAGUACAAACAAAUGGCCAUGGACAUGCAGGACGAAAUCAAGAAACAACAGCAGCUCAACUUCCAGCAGGGUCUGAAUCCGACGUAAGGGAACAUUCCGGCAAAUCCGCCGACAAGAAGGUGAGUAGAAGAGAUACCAACAACCACCCAAUUUUUGGUCAUUCUCGUUUGCAAAGUUUUCUCCCAUAUCCUCGUGUGCGUUGUAUGUACCUACGUUCCUGAUUGUACCAUUAUAUUUCUACCGCUUGACACCGCUGCUGAGGAGAGCAUAUAGAGAGUCACUGACUAGAAAUGAAACAAAUUGACGGUUAUCCAAAUUUAGCGGAACUAAAUAAAAACGCUUAAGUGGAAUGUUUAAA
Messenger RNA from Ochlerotatus camptorhynchus, 1154 nucleotides. It is a transcript of the gene Coa7, whose product is annotated as cytochrome c oxidase assembly factor 7 homolog. The record is from RefSeq and is a predicted model, not a curated record. The coding region runs from base 86 to 883 and encodes 265 amino acids. Lineage: Eukaryota; Metazoa; Arthropoda; Insecta; Diptera; Culicidae. Gene Ontology annotation, molecular function: protein binding. The transcript is spliced from 2 exons. Gene Ontology annotation, cellular component: mitochondrial intermembrane space.